Messenger RNA from Nilaparvata lugens (brown planthopper), 1423 nucleotides. RefSeq lists its product as uncharacterized. Gene Ontology annotation, biological process: DNA integration. The transcript has 2 exons. NCBI's taxonomy places the organism in Eukaryota, Metazoa, Arthropoda, Insecta, Hemiptera, Delphacidae. Gene Ontology annotation, molecular function: nucleic acid binding. The record is from RefSeq and is a predicted model, not a curated record. Bases 55 to 1188 code for a protein of 377 amino acids.
ACUGGCCUUGGUUGUUUCCCCGACAAGUGCAAAAUUCGAUUAAAAAAGGACGCAAUGCCAAAUGCCAGUUCAGCGAGACGUAUACCAAUGAAGAUUCAAGACAAAUUUAAAGGAAAAGUUGAUUUGAGCAUGGCGGAUAUGGUUCAUUGUGUUACUGAGAAUGGCGAAGUUGAAUUUUCAGAGAAACGCUUGAAUAAAUUUGUAACAGAAACACAGAAUGAUGAUGUUCUUCGGAAAGUUAUAGAUUAUUGUGAAAAUGGCUGGCUUAAUAACAUAGUUGAUGGAGGAGAACUAAGGCAUUUUUUCAAAAUAAGAAAUGAAAUACAAUUUAGCAAGGGUCUAUUGUAUUAUAAUGCAAGAAUUAUUAUACCCAAGAAUUUGAGAGAUUUUAUCUUGAAUAGGCUCCAUGAAACGCACUUAGGAGAAACAAAAAUGAACAGCAUUGCCUCAAAAUAUUAUUAUUGGCCAGGAAUAAGAGCAAACAUAAAAAAUCUGGCUGAAUCUUGCACGCAUUGCCAAAAAUAUAGAAGGUCCAAUGUAAGAAGUCCAAUGCUUUCUCAUGAAAUACCCGAUUUUCCAUUUUUAAAAAUUGGAGUGGAUAUAGCUGAGGUAAAAGGAAUAGCUUAUCUCAUAGUUGUGGAUUAUUAUUCAAGGUGGCUUGAAAUAACAAAAAUGAACAGUAAGACAAGUUCGGCUGUUAAAUCUAUUUUAUCCCAGUUAUUUGGCAGGUUUGGAAUUCCGCAGAUUAUAAUAGCUGAUAAUAAUCCGUUUGGCUCCCAAGAAAUGAUACAGUUCGCAAAGGAGUGGGAUUUUAAAAUUAUUACAAUAAGUCCUCGUUAUUCUCAGUCUAACGGCUUAGCUGAAAAGGGAGUGAACAUAGCAAAGACUAUGAUAAGAAAGUGUGCUGAAAGCAAAACCGAUUUAAACUUGAGUUUGCUUAACUAUCGGAAUAGUUGUGUUGCGGGUCUCAAUUAUUCUCCUGCUCAGUUAAUGUUUGGUCGAAUGAUAAGAACAAAGUUCCCUUAUCCUCAAGAUAGUUUGAAACUUCAUCAACUUCCUCGGGAAGAAAUAGCAGUGCAAAUGAAGAACCAUAAAUUCCAACAGAAAGAAACAUACGAUAAGCAGUCACGGAAACAUGUAUCUUAUUUCAAAGAAAAUCAGCUGAUGCCCCACGGUCCUAUGUGGUGAAGUCCAAUAGUGGAAGAAUAUUAAGAAGAAAUGAGAGGUUUUUAAGAAGACGAUGAAAUCAAAGGAAAGGUUGAAAAAGGAAAUGUUUGAGAAAGUAAAAGGGGAAGAUGUUUGUAUAUCAUGUGAUGUUACUUAAUCACAUGAUAACUGUUUGAUAAAAUAAUAAGUUGUUUACUGAGUUUAGUUUUGUUAUCUACGUGAAUAAAGAUGGUUGCUUCAAAUGGCUAAGAAUUUA